AUGUCCCAUGCAGUCUCUCACGCAGUCACCACGGCGCGGUCGUGUCUCGGUAGCCAAGCGACUUUGUGCAAGCUCUGUGCACAUACUGUACUUAUCCACAGCGCCGAACUCAUGGGGCAAACGCGUAUAGUCUGCAAAGACACGGCCACUAAACAAGUCAAGUCGGCCAAGAGCCUUCAUGCAGGCAUAUCGACACUGAAAAUCCACAGCCUCAUCUUGAAGAUCGCAUCCAAGGGCCUGGGCAGACUUCGGGUUCUCGACAACCUCGACUACUUUGAUUACCUACCAUUCAGAAAAUGUGUCAUCCGCCGACGUUGGGACAAGACGGGAACAUGGAGAAAGCAGCACCAGAGAUCGAGAUCUCCACCUCCCAGACGCCUUGCGCAGCUCCGCUCCAGUUUCCAUCAAGGCCGUCCCCACGCCGCGAUUGGGAAUCGCCAAAUCCUGAAACGAAUCUCCAACCCCACUCGCACCACUCCGGAAGGAUUGUCCCUCCCUGGACAAGUCCGCUCAACGCUCAACACUGGGCAGCAUCCUUUGUCAGCUAUCAAACCGGCAUUCGAUAUCAAAAAGCUGUUAAGAUAA
Plenodomus lingam JN3 is the source of this 585-nucleotide messenger RNA. RefSeq lists its product as uncharacterized. Lineage: Eukaryota; Fungi; Ascomycota; Dothideomycetes; Pleosporales; Leptosphaeriaceae. The record is from RefSeq and is a predicted model, not a curated record.